AACAAUGUGGUGCUUCUCUCAGCAGAGGAGGUUUAUCCAUUCCUCUUUAUGUCUCCUGAAGAAGAUGAAGGGCAAGACACCCGCAGAGCAGCGCUGGCUGCAGCGGCAGCUCCGUGACCCGUACGUCAAAGCCUCUCACGCAUUAAACUUUCGGUGCAGAAGCGCCUUCAAGCUGCUGGAGAUAGAUGACAAGUUCAGGGUGUUACAGCCCGGAUACAGUGUGGUGGACUGCGGAGCUGCGCCUGGAGCCUGGAGCCAGGUGGCAGUCCAGAGGGUCAACUCAGCCGGGACAGAUUCAGAGCUACCACGUGGUACAGUCGUUGGCAUUGAUCUGCUGCACAUACCACCUCUGGACGGUGCCCACUUCCUGUCCAAUCACGAUGUCGCUGACCCUGCCACACAUGCCAAGGUGCUUGAACUGCUCCCCAGUGGUCAGGCUCACAUCAUCCUGAGCGACAUGGCGCCCAAUGCCAGCGGUUUCCGAGACAUGGACCAUGAGAAACUGAUCACUUUGUGUUUGACUUUGAUAGACUUGGCGGGGAAGAUUUUACAGCCAGGGGGCUCUCUGGUCUGUAAAUACUGGGAUGGGAUCCUCACUCAGAAACUGCAGCAGAAACUCUCGAGUGUGUUUGGUAGUGUUCGGACUUUGAAGCCAAAUGCCAGCAGGAAGGACUCAGCUGAGAAAUAUUUCCUUGCUAGAAUGUACAGAAAGCCAAUAAAAUCAUAG
This is a messenger RNA of Scomber scombrus (Atlantic mackerel), 727 nucleotides long. It is a transcript of the gene mrm2, whose product is annotated as mitochondrial rRNA methyltransferase 2. Gene Ontology annotation, molecular function: rRNA (uridine-2'-O-ribose)-methyltransferase activity. Gene Ontology annotation, cellular component: mitochondrion. The record is from RefSeq and is a predicted model, not a curated record. Gene Ontology annotation, biological process: RNA methylation. The coding region runs from base 5 to 727 and encodes 240 amino acids. The transcript is spliced from 2 exons. NCBI's taxonomy places the organism in Eukaryota, Metazoa, Chordata, Actinopteri, Scombriformes, Scombridae.